CUCCGGUCGCUGGCGUCGCUAUCCAGGUCGCAAACUCGACCCGCACGCGUCUUCCUCGGAUUUGCGUUACACGGUCGUCAUGACGGCGACGAGCGCCUCCAGCCUGUGGCUGACCUGAGGCGAACCCUGACGGGGAUUCCGGCUGCAGGCGAGGUGAUCAGAUGAAGGAGAGGAAGAAGAAGGAGAGAGAAGAAGAAGAAGAAGAAGAAGGUCCUCCACGGAAUCGCGAGACCCGAAGAGAUGUUGGUACCGCAGGACAUGAUGGCGGCCCAGUCGAAGAUGCUCUACCAGAUAAACAAGUACUACGGUGAACGGGUGCAGGCGCGAAUGGUCCAGAUCCAAAAGACCAUUCGAGAGGUGUGCAAGGUGGUGCAGGACGUGCUGAAGGAGGUCGAGGUCCAGGAGCCACGGUUCAUCUCCUCCUUGACGGAGUGCAACGGGCGGUACGAAGGGCUGGAGGUUGUCUCGCCGGGGGAGUUCGAGGUCGUUCUGUACCUGAAUCAGAUGGGGGUCUUCAACUUCGUCGACGACGGUACUUUGCCGGGGUGCGCGGUCCUGAAGCUCAGCGACGGCCGAAAGCGUUCGAUGUCGCUCUGGGUCGAGUUCAUCACGGCCUCCGGCUAUCUGUCGGCCCGAAAAAUUCGCUCGCGAUUUCAGACCCUCGUAGCUCAGGCCUGCGACAAGUGCGCCUACAGGGACUCGGUGAAGAUGAUCGCCGACACGACCGAGGUCAAGCUCAGGAUCCGGGAACGAUACGUCGUGCAGAUCACGCCGGCCUUCAAGUGCUCCGGCGUCUGGCCGCGGUCGGCGUCGCACUGGCCGAUUCCCCACAUUCCCUGGCCUCAUCCCAGCCACGUGGCCGAGGUCAAGACCGAGGGCUUCGACCUGCUGUCGAAGGAGAGCGUCGCCAUGCAGGGAAAGCAGUCCGCGAUGGAAGGCGACGCCUGGGUGUUGUCCUUCACCGAGGCGGAGACGCGGCUGUUGCAAGGCGGUUGCCGUCGGCGGUGCCUGAGCAUCCUCAAGACCCUCCGCGACCGGCACCUAGACCUGCCGGGCAACCCGGUGACCAGCUAUCACACGAAGACGCUGCUGUUGUACGAGUGUGAAAAACACCCCCUCGAAGCCGAGUGGGACGAGGCCUGCCUCGGCGACAGGAUAAACGGCAUUUUCUUGCAGCUGAUAUCCUGCCUGCAGUGUCGGAGAUGUCCGCACUACUUCCUUCCGAACCUCGAUCUAUUCAAGGGCAAGUCGCCCAGCGGACUGGAGAACGCUGCUAAGCAAGUGUGGCGACUUACUCGCGAACUUCUGACCAAUAGUCGGGCUCUCGAGCACCUCUAGUAGCGUCAACGAGUACAAUGAUUCAUAUGUAUAUAAACGUCAGUUCAACGUCAAUAUCGCAUGGAUUUCUGAGAUUACGCGUUCGUGCUUUCGGACGUGUAACGAAAUCGCUUCGUUAAAAUUUGCGCUUUGUGACGUGGGGCGUUCUUUACUAAUUUUAAUUUAUUCCGCCCGACGAGGAACUUCAUUCCCUGCGAUCUGGUUUAGAAGUGCCAGUUUUUAAUACCGUACUGUAACUAUUCUGCGUCAUCGUGUAGACACACCCUGCAAAAGCUAUGCUACAACUUGUUCGUGAAUCUUCGUACUAUACAAUAAAGCGUAAUGUGAUUUGUUAUCGAUUACUACCACUAUACCAUUUAUCCUUACUAUGAAGUUAUCACAUGUAUUAUUAACAGUUGAUCACGCAUUUCUAUGCCCAUUAACAUGCGGCCCUUAUAAAUCCUCAAAGAGAUUCUACGCUACCGCGUAUAUAUUGUUGACUGUAAAUAGUUUUUUUUCUAUAUUACUAAAUUUUAUAUUUGAAAGGAAAAGAAAAUUAUUUAUUUGUUAAAAUUAAACCUUUAUAUUUGCAAACAAUAAAAUUGUAUAUACGUACCGAGCAAUUAAGUAA
Molecule: messenger RNA, 1948 nt
Organism: Neodiprion fabricii
Lineage: Eukaryota; Metazoa; Arthropoda; Insecta; Hymenoptera; Diprionidae
Product: protein mab-21-like
Exons: 1
Coding region: 241-1338 (365 amino acids)
Source: RefSeq, a predicted model, not a curated record